Molecule: messenger RNA, 2467 nt
Organism: Periophthalmus magnuspinnatus
Lineage: Eukaryota; Metazoa; Chordata; Actinopteri; Gobiiformes; Gobiidae
Gene: slc5a8l
Product: solute carrier family 5 member 8, like
Exons: 15
Coding region: 146-1954 (602 amino acids)
Biological process (GO): sodium ion transport; propanoate transmembrane transport
Cellular component (GO): membrane
Molecular function (GO): organic acid:sodium symporter activity
Source: RefSeq, a predicted model, not a curated record
CGCUGAUCGGAGGAAGUAAGUGUACAUGGACAAGAACACCCAGAACCUAUUUUGAACUUUUGAAACAAAAGAUGUCUAGUGAACUUAUGUUUUAAGUUUGUUAACAUUUCAAAAUUGUAUCCCUUUUUAUCCUGUACUGUUAAUCAUGGUUGGCACUGGUGGCCCAGUAGCCUCAUUCUCAGUGUGGGAUUAUGUAGUUUUUGCUGCAACUAUUUUGGGGGCUGCUGGCAUUGGCCUUUUCCAGGCGAUCCGAGGUCGAAAGGAAACAACCAGUGAUGAAUUCUUGUUGGGUGGACGACAAAUGACUGCUGUGCCAGUUGCCAUGUCUCUGACUGCUAGCUUUAUGUCUGGCAUCACAGUCAUCGGCACACCUGCCGAGGCUUACCGCUUUGGAGCUGCCUUUUGGCUCUUUGGCUUUGCAUAUGCCAUCAUGUCUACUGUCACUGCAGAGCUGUUUGUGCCUCUAUUCUACCGACUGGGGAUCACCAGUGCCUAUGAGUACUUGGAGAUGCGUUUUAGUCGGCCCAUUCGGAUUAUUGGGACAUCAAUGUACAUUGUACAGACGGCAUUGUACACUGGUCUGGUCAUCUAUGCUCCUGCACUCGCUCUAAAUCAAAUCACAGGACUGAAUCUAUGGGGAGUGCUUGUGGCCACAGGGGCAGUGUGCAUCCUCUACUGCACUUUGGGAGGUCUGAAAGCAGUCAUCUGGACUGAUGUGCUGCAGAUGGUGGUGAUGUUGGCUGGGUUUGUGGCUGUCAUAGCCCGAGGAGCUGUGCUACAGGGAGGCCUCACAAAGGUUUGGGAAGACGCUGGAGAAGGAGGACGUCUGAAAGCAUUUGACUUUGACCCAGACCCUCGAAAGCGCCACUCAUUCUGGACUAUUGUCAUUGGAGGCAGCAUAAUGUGGGUCUCAAUAUACUCAAUAAACCAGUCCCAAGUGCAGCGCUACAUCUCCUGCAAAACGCUGGGGCAUGCCAAAAUGUCUUUGUAUGUGAACAUGGUGGGGCUGUGGGUGACUGUGAGCUUGGCUAUGGUGACUGGACUAACCAUGUAUUCCAUUUACAAGACGUGUGACCCACUUACAAAUAGUGAUGUCACUACUUCAGACCAGCUCCUUCCAUACCUGGUCAUGGAUAUACUGGCUGUGUAUCCUGGCAUCCCGGGCCUGUUUGUGGCAGCUGCAUACAGUGGGACUCUCAGCACAGUGUCCUCCAGCAUUAACGCUCUGGUUGCUGUCACAAUGGAAGACUUCAUCAUUCCUCUGUGGGAAAACCGCACACAGAAACAAGUAACUUGGCUCAACAUGGGACUGAGCAUAUUCUUUGGAGGAUUGUGUAUUGGAAUGGCUGGAGUUGCUUCAUUAAUGGGAGGCGUUUUGCAGGCUGCCCUGUCCAUUUUUGGCAUGAUCAGCGGUCCUCUCCUUGGGCUUUACCUCUUAGGCAUGUUUUUCCACACACCAAAUUCAAUAGGCAGUCUUUCUGGAAUGAUCAUCGGACUAGUUUUGACUUUAUGGGUAGGAAUUGGAGCGCAGAUUUACCCACCAACAGCUGAUAAGACUCUCCCUCUCCCACUUACCACUGUGGGCUGCAACAGCACAAUCAGCCAGAACCACACAACCCAAGCACCUUGGACCAGUGCCACGCCCAUGACCACACUACCCACUGUGAGACCACUCCUGGCAGACUCUUGGUACUCUCUGUCCUACCUGUACUUCUCUGCCCUCGGUGCCGUGGUCACAAUAGUGUCCGGAUUAGUGAUAAGCAUAGCCACAGGAGGCUGCAAACAAGAAAAACUCCAUCCGGAUCUAUUUGUGAAGAAGAGUGAUAUGUUUUGCUUCAGAGGCUAUAACACAUCAGAGGCAUCAUAUACAGGAGAAAAGGAGGGAAUUGACAACAAGGCUUUCACUGAAUUACAAUCUGAAAUUAUAAGCAAAGACAUGACCACCAAGCUAUAAAUACAGAAAGUGUUGGGUUAUUAUUAUGGAAUUAUAUGUACAUUUAUAUUAUGCAGCAUACUGUCAGUGUUGUAUUGGUGGGUUUUCAGAUGAUGUGAUGAUGUCAUACUCCCAGAUGAAGGGCAAAAGCCAAUUUUCCCUAUUAAUUAUAUUGUAUUUUGAAAUAUCUAAAAAGUAAAUUCACAGAAGUUGAAACUAGUUACUUCUAUUAAUGACUGAUCCCUAUAACUGUCUAUAUUACAACAAAAAAUGAGCUUUUCAGCAAUAUUCAUUUUAGCUGCCCCCUAUCUGUAUAAAAUAUUAUUGGCCUAUAGAAUGCUGUGAUGUCAAGUGAAACCCAGCAAUAGCAAAUUUUGUUCUACUAAUUUGUAAUAAUCCAAAUCUGGAAACACCAGUACAUUGUUACUGCACAACAAAAAUCAUUACAUACAUCAUUUAUUUAUAGUUUUUUCUUUUCUUUUUUUAAAUCUCAAUUUGCUAGCCAAAACUGAUGUCACAAUAUAGAAUGACAAU